Messenger RNA from Temnothorax curvispinosus, 7955 nucleotides. RefSeq names its product homeobox protein six1-like (gene so). The record is from RefSeq and is a predicted model, not a curated record. Lineage: Eukaryota; Metazoa; Arthropoda; Insecta; Hymenoptera; Formicidae. Gene Ontology annotation, cellular component: transcription regulator complex; nucleus. Gene Ontology annotation, biological process: regulation of transcription by RNA polymerase II. The coding region runs from base 2372 to 3952 and encodes 526 amino acids. The transcript has 5 exons. Gene Ontology annotation, molecular function: RNA polymerase II cis-regulatory region sequence-specific DNA binding; DNA-binding transcription factor activity, RNA polymerase II-specific.
UGCGCGCGUGAGGAGAGUGUAUCUCUCUCGCGCGGCAGCGAGAGAGACAGAACGGCCCAUUGAUCCGUCACCUCGCGAGGCCCGCGCUCGUCCAGCCGUGGAUCUAGAUCACGAUCGCCGAAUCGGAAUCACUCUGGGAGACUCCGGAUCCGGAACGCGUGCGGGUGCGAUCGCGCGUUCGUUCCCGAGUUCUCGCCGCGCCGGAGAGUCACGGUGCCCCUGGCUCUCCCGAGCGCAGUCGGUGUUGUUUCUUCGGUGAUGAGUAUCGGGGACGUAUGCCUCUCGGAACGACGACGCGUUAACACAGUGAAUUGACCAAAAAGAUCAGCCGAGUGGAAUUUUCCGAGCACACCCGUUCUACCCGAAGACGUGACACCGAAAGACUACGAUCGUCGAACGUUCCUCGAGGAUCAGAUUCUUAGCUUGCAUCGCACCAGCGAUCAUUUAAGUGAAUCAGUGACGAUUGUCAUCUCUCUUGGACGCACAGUGUUUGGAAUGAGAAUGUGAAAAUGCAACGACCAAGGAGGAUUAUCUCUAUUGCCCUAUUACUUCGUUAAGAAGAGCGAAGAGAGGCGUCGCGUUUAUUAUCCGUACAGAUAGGCGUCGUUAAAAUUGUCAAGUGGCGUUCGAGACGGUGGGGAAUUCGAAGGUGGAAGCGGUUUGGUGGCAUUUUCGUGAAGAGAGAGCAUCCGCGACGAGAGGAGGCAUCGAUGGGGUUCAAGGAGAGCGAGGGAGACGCUCGUUAAGGCGCCUCUAAUAAUAGCGGCGCGCUCGCGAGUGUACCAAGCGGUCUAUAAAUACGAUCGCUGGCCCCGUGGAAAUACGAGCCCGUGGAUUUCACGGUGCAACCUGUGUGUGCCGGCGCGGCAGUGAGAACGAGACGGGAAGAAAGAGCGGCGAGUCGGAAGAAACGGUGCGCGGGGAACGACUGCUCGGCGCGGAUGGAUGGACGGAUCUCUCUUGAUCGCGGAUCAAUUUGGCAGAAGUGUUCUCAACGGGAAUGAUGAUCUAACGACUGUGCGAGUUCCACAAGUAUUUCCAGGAAUGGACGCGAGCCAAGACGGUAGGCGAGACUCGACGGAAGCGAAUUGAGGAUUAUCGCCCGGUGUGUUGAUUUGACUCUUUCCGCUUGAAAUUAUAUUUUUACUUGCCAAGCAACGUCCUAGUGAAAACCCCCGAGAAAGACAUCCAGCAACGUUGGAAUCGCAUUUUUUUUUGCCGAUUUUUGAAGCGUGAAUACACCAAAUUGCAGAGAUCAGCGAGCAUGAUCCAAAAAGAAGUAAGAAUCCGUGAAUCCGCUAACCGUCGGCUCGAAGCUGCUCACAAGACUGAUUCUGGAGAGGAUCUCAUUGUUUCGUAGAAUUUUUUCGACUGCGACAUUUGCCGGUCAGCUGGCAAUCCAAAAAUAUCGCUCGCUGAUCGUCCGAAUUUUCGCACAAUCCUCGAUCGAACGAGAUCGAUCUGUCGCGCGAACAUUUCGAGCGCAACCGGUUGGUGGACCGAUGAAUACCGAUGCCUUGGAGAGACGUACGAUCAUCCCGACACGAUCAUCGACGGUUCGUCAAACGGAAUGUAAAAGAACUUCACAGUGCUUGCUUCGAAGCUUCAUAGCAUAGUGCAACAUCUAUGAAUUCACACGUUCAAUUGUUCAAAUUAGUUGAUUAUGAUUUAACCAAUGAUUAUGACAAGUAACGUUACGCAAGUGUUUGAGGAACGUCGAGUGUACAUAAAAGAGAAAAGAUACAUUUGAGGCGGUAACGGUAAUUAAAAGCCAGCUCGUUAAACUGCAGGUGAUCAGUUUUGACAAGCAGCGCAAGUGUGCCAUCGGAGCACUAUCAAUUGUUAGAUCAAUUAGCGGCUCUAAUUAUUUGUCAGAUUUCGUUGCUCGCCAUCUUUCAACACGGUAUACAAAAAUCGCUAUUUAUAAUAGGACUAACCUGAACUGGUCCAGUCUGAGUUGUGACGACUCGCCGCGUCUUUUUAAACAGUAGCUGUAGACCGUUUUUUUAAAAGGAUUUAGUCAAUUUAAGUUUGUGAUAAUCCACAUCGAGUCAAGACAUCGUUUCCCGUAAAAAAUCUUGGAUCGUCGAUCGGCUCGUCGCGCGAUGCCCUCGUUCGGACGUCCCAAGGACCCGCAGUGAUCCCCGCGAAGGGUUCACCCCGCGGAAGAUGAGCGGCGAGUGAAGGGGAGGGGGGCUCCCUUUCGCGCGUAGCGUCGGAUCGGGGAACCCGUGAGCGGCGAACCCGACGCGGUCCGUCGCGGUCGCGGACGCGGUCGCGAACGCGAAGCGGGGAGGACGAUCGCGUCACAACGGUGGAGGGCGGCGGUGCCGUGCGAGGGGUCGUCGUGGACCCCGGAGAUGACGCAGCCAUGAUGGCCUACGGGGGCACCGCUGGUAACGGGGGCGCGAUGGGCCCGUCAGCUGGCGGCGGCGGCGGCAGCGGCGGUGGCAGCGGCGCGGAUGUCCUGGGUACCGCCGCCGGCGACUACAGCCCUCAGAGCACGCCCACUCCCUUGACCGGGCACUCGACGACGGGCAGCACGGUGGAGAACGCUUACACGCCCGGCGCGACCGGGGCGGCCAGCUACAGCCCGCAGGACAGCCCGGCGAGUUCCGCCGGGGGCAGCGGUAACGGCCAGCUGCCGAGUUUCGGCUUCACGCAGGAGCAAGUCGCGUGUGUCUGCGAGGCGAUGGUGUCGAAUGUCCAGGUUCUUCAGCAGGCGGGCUCCGUGGAGAGGCUCAGCCGAUUCCUAUGGUCUCUGCCGGCGUGCACCAGGUUGCACCGGCACGAGAGCGUACUCAAGGCCAAGGCGAUCGUCGCCUUCCAUCGGGGCCAAUUCAAGGAGCUCUACAGGAUCCUGGAGAGCCACACCUUCAGCCCGAACAAUCAUCCGAAGCUGCAGGCUCUCUGGCUCAAGGCCCACUACAUCGAAGCCGAGAGGCUGCGCGGAAGGCCCCUCGGCGCAGUUGGAAAGUACCGGGUGCGCCGUAAGUUUCCCUUACCGCGCACGAUCUGGGACGGCGAGGAGACGUCUUACUGCUUCAAGGAAAAGUCCAGGAGCGUCCUGAGGGAUUGGUACGCCACCAAUCCGUAUCCGUCGCCGCGCGAGAAGCGAGAAUUGGCGGAGAGCACCGGCCUUACCACCACGCAAGUCAGUAAUUGGUUCAAAAACAGGAGACAGAGAGACCGUGCCGCCGAGCAUAGUGGCCAGAGGGAGGAUAAGACCCACGGCGGGGGUCUCGGGGACUCCAGCAGCGAGAGUGGCGACGAGACGAAGCGGCAGUCCGGCCAGCAGCAACAGCAGCAACAGCCGUCCUCCUGCGCGGUUCAGCAGCAACAGCAGCAGCAGCAACAAAUGGUGGACCAUCAGCAAACCUCCGGCAUGUACCAGCUUCCGCCGCCAGCUUCCGUCUCGGUUUCCAGCCCGCACUCGUAUCACCAAGGCCACGGCACGUCCUUGAGCCACCCGCACAUGCAGCACCACGACACGAGCAGCGAGAGCGGCGACGACAAGAGGAACCUCCAUCAUCAGUUGCAGCAUCAUCUCCAGGUCGGCACCCACGGCACCCAUGGUUUGGUCCAUCCCACCGCCACCUUGCCACCGCCACCGCCUAGCUGCGCUCAACAGAAGAGUCAGCUGGAUUAUAUGCAAUACUAUCCGCAGGACUAUUUAAUCGGCACGCCGACCUCCGCGGAUCUGCAGAAGUCCUUACCGCACACGGCGACGUCGAUGCAGAUGGGGGCGAUCGCCCCUUCCAUGGGCGGGCUGAGCCCGAUGGGCCCGUCGACGAUGCUGUCCAACACCAUGCAGAGCGUCAACACCAUGAACACCAUGUCGAUGAACGGCAUGGGCAUGGGCGCUUAUCAAGGCAUGGGCUCCAUGGGGAUGUCCACGUCGCACGCGAGUUACCACAGCGGCCUCGUGCUGGGCGAGUACCAUUCGUUGUGACCUUGGGCCCCAAGCACUCAGAGCAAGAGGAGCCAAGAGAAGACUUAAUGCACAUCGGCGGGGCGCGAGACUCCCGAUCGAUCAAGGUACUCGAGUGGCUUGCCGAAAUUUGGAUCGCCAAUGAAUUAUUACCGCUGAAAUUUAUUUAACGGAACGUCGUUGAUUAAUAAAAGUUAUCAUUAACUCAAAGCGAUAUAUAAAUUUAUCGGUAACUUUUAGUUAAUGAAUAACGUGAAUUUUAUUCGCGUCGGAAAUAUUUUUUUCAUCGCGAUGAUAAUUUCUUGACAAUCCAAAAAUGUCCAGAUAAAUAAGGAGAGAAAAGCCUUCUGCGGAUAUAUCGUUGCAUCCUCCUUGAGCUUUUCUCAGUGUAUGUUUAGAGCGUAUGAAGAGAGCGUCAAAUAGUCUGUCAAAUCGUCCUGUCCGCUCCGGCACUCAGAACAGUUUUUUAAUUCUUUAAUGAAAUUUUGCCAGGAUAAGAAUAUAUAUACAAUUAAUUAGUAUGCAAGAAAGCAACUUGAAGUAUACGGAUUGCAUAAAUAACUUUAUGUUCUUCAAUAUUAAUUUUUUAUUUUUCCAAUUGAAGAAUGCUAAUCUAAACUUGAAAAAGAGAUAAAUACGUUUACAAGUAAAGUUAUUCAAUUAAUUUCUAGCCAAGAGUGCUUGUUUAUCUAACCCGUGAAAAUUCUUCAAAUAUUUUCUCAGAAAAAUAGUCUUACUCCACGAAUAUCCGUGAAAAAUCAAAGGAUGCCGAAGCGACGAUGACGUUUCCGAACGAAAUAGCAAAAGACAUAUUAGCAUUUUACUUUCCCAGUAUAGUCUCGCGGCAAGCCGGCUAGACCGGCUUGUGUUUACCACUAUUUCCAUAAGUAAACAACGGACGAAAAAUCUCGUCAGCUUUUCUGUCCCAUCAUCGUACUUGGCGCCAUACUUUUCUGGUUUUUGCCCGAGCGGAAUAAAUUGCACGAUGAAGCAACGUUUCUUUUUUUUUGUUCGUUUGUUUUACGCGAGGUGCACGCGAAAUACGAACGAAUGCAACUUACCCCUUUACCCCCCCCCCUUUCCCUCACUUCGUAUAGAUUUGAUCAGCUAAUUAAUUUACUGUAAUCAACAAUACGCUCCUUUCACACCAUACGCUUUUGUGUUUGUCCUGUAUGUACAUAUGUAUAAUACACACGGCAUUCGGCAUAUUAUUAAGUUAAUCUCGUUCUUGUUCGCUGCCUACCGGGUGUUCCCGUAUCACCGAUUUGGGUUCCAUGAUCAGCCAAUGAUUUGAAAUUUUAAGCUUUGAUGUCUUAGCGAUUAAAGUAUAAUUAAACAUAUUUUUCACGUUUUAGUUUUUCUUAGCUUUAUUAUAUCCUUAAAGGAUGUAAUAAAAUUCCUGGAAGAGACAGGACAUAAUAGAUCAUAUAAGAGACAGGACAUCCGAAACAGGCCAAAUUUUAUAAGAUACUUUAUUAUUAAUUCACAUUCCACAAAUGAUUUAUGCGUGUCAAAAAGCAGUUAUCAUUAAAGAAAAACCGUUAUCACAAAAAUGUCACAUCAAUUAUUAUUUAAGAAAUGUGAUACCGUGUGAUGAUUUAAUUGAUUAAAAGCAGCUGGAUGGAAGCGAGGCUUUAUAGGGGUACCCCCAGUAGACAGUGAAUGUUAUCGCAGGAUAAGAUAGUGAGUAAAUUAUCAUUUAUUCGCAGUUCGCAGUCUGUACAUAAGUAUAUCUAAAGACAGUGAGAAAGAGAACGGGAAAACAAAGUAGGGGAGACCGGGGGCAAACUUGACACGAUUUUUUCAAAGGCAAUUUUCAACAAUUAAUUAAAAUUUUCAAGCAAAUUUAAUGCGUGCCGACUAGAUUUGUCAGACUUGAAACACAGCUCCGGUUGGAGUAGUAAAAUCUUCCCCUAAUUACAUCGAUUCGAUUUAAUUUUUGAUGCUAUAUGCAUCUAAAUAACUGUAAUGAAGUCUAGUGUCAAGUUUGCCCCGGUCUCCCCUAUGUUAUGUGCGCGAAAAAAGGGAAUGCAAAGGAAGAAAGGAGUUAUACGCAAGAGUGUGACGGAAGACGGAAAAGUCGAGAUAUCGAGAUGAAUUCUUGAUUCGUUAUUCAAGAUAAGUAUAUAUAUUUAAACCGUUUUCUUGCCAAAGAACAGCUCAAAAUUAUCACGUUUACUCGCGAUAAUUUUUCUUAUUUUUUUAACGAUAGUUUUUAUUUUUUUGUGACGAAAAAGUAGAAUUGAAAAUUUUGUGAUGUGUUUAAUACUUUGUUUUUUUUUUCCAAUUUUAUCGCGAAGAACGCGCGAAAGGAAGAUUAUUUACCGAGGCUUAUAAAGUCGCUUUUCAAGUGAUUCAGGGCUUCAGGGGCACUUACAUUCAUCUCCAAUGUCGACUUUCCAUUCGUGAGCCAUCUCGCGCGCAGAUGUCCUAAAUAUUCCGUUAGCUACGACAUUGCCUUGUAGAUUCUUAUCUAGGAUGUCGAGGAGAGAAAGGAUUUCCCUUAUGAAAGAGUCCUCGGGACGAAACAGGGUAGAGAAUAGGAUCGAGGUGGAGAGAAAGAGAGAGGCGACGUGGAAAAUAAUAAUAUCUUCGAUCUAUACGGCAGAAGCCGAUCGGCGUUAUUUUCAUUUUGUAUCUUUCACGCAUUCGUCGUAUUCUGUGUAUUUGUUAAUCCAUACGGAAAUAAAUCGAAACUACUUGAACUAUUUAUUCGACAAUUCAUAAGUGCCACAUUACGUGUUACAAUAGUAUUAACGGCUGAUUAAAGAAGAAAUCGACUGUACAAUAGAACAUAACAUAUUUCUCAAUUAACGAAGGUACAACGGAUGAAUAUACAUAACGAUAAUACUAUUUUCGUGACGCAAUAUCUUUUUUUUACUAUCCAACAAAGUUAAGUGCGAUAAUUUUACAUUCUACAAUUUUUUUUUUUUAAUUAUUUCGAAACUUUUGUAAUAAAAUAAUUUUCUAUUUUUUUUUUAUAAAAACAGUAUCGCCAAUCAGCCUUUGGAAGCUCAAGGUUAAAGCCAAUUUCGUGUUAGGUCGUACGUUUUAUUAAAUUGUUAUAAAUAUUAAGCAUCGAUCGAAACUCUGUUGAUAAAUUAACGAGCCAUAAAUACUUUUACAGUCUUGUCCACAGAAUACUAUACAACAGUUAUAACCGCGUUUUAUAUUAAUUUUUGCAGGUAAUAAACAAUUUUUUUAUUAGACUCUUUUAUUUGUAAAAUUAUGUAAACUGUUUUAAAAUGCUUCGGCUAAUGAACGCUACAACUGGAACUAUUAAUUACUAACAGGAAUAACUAUCAUUUUACUGUCUCACAUUUGAAGCGCUGUUUAAGAGCGUCUACAUGACGCAAGUUGUGUUGCACAAACGCAGCUUCCGAACAAUCGCACGAUCUUCUUUUAUUUUCUGUUUUUUUUUUCCGGAAGUUGCUUCUUUUAUAUAUUCCGUCAUUGUACGUUCCCGAGAUAUUCUUUUCAAACUUGUGUAACUUUAAUUGUAAUCGACAACUCGAGAAAUUUUCUACGAAACGAACGCUGCGAUUCGACCAAAGCUAAAGAAUUAAUUUUUGCGAAUAGGAUGUUAAUCGUAAUCGACUCUUGCACAAAUUACGCACUCGCACGCAACUCGCGCAUAUGAGAAAGGAGGGCAGAAGGGCAAUCGAAGGAGCGAAUGAAUGAAAGGAGAGCCGAGCGCGCGCCGCAAGGACGAUAAAAUUAAUGACCAUCGUCUCUGGUCCUCUCCAGUUCUCAUUCGUGUAUUUUAGCGGACAAAUCUAACGUUGCACAACUAACUGAGACGAAUUGCCGAGAGUGAUCGUGAGUGCGAUUAUACAUGAAUGUGUGUAUCAACGAGCGAGCUGUAUGUGUGGGCGUAUGUACGUAUGUGUGUGUAUGUGUGUGUAUGUGUGCACGUGAAAGAGGAUAGAAAGGGAGACGAUGAUGCGCAAGUAGAUAUAAGUAAGAGAUCAUAAUGUACGAUCGAAUUGUAAUCGAGUAAAGUUGAUGUUAUUUAAAGUAACAA